Molecule: messenger RNA, 1944 nt
Organism: Monodelphis domestica (gray short-tailed opossum)
Lineage: Eukaryota; Metazoa; Chordata; Mammalia; Didelphimorphia; Didelphidae
Gene: TMEM204
Product: transmembrane protein 204
Biological process (GO): lymph vessel development; smooth muscle cell differentiation; regulation of vascular endothelial growth factor receptor signaling pathway
Cellular component (GO): plasma membrane
Source: RefSeq, a predicted model, not a curated record
CCCCUUCCUCCCAGAUAAAACUGUCAGCCUUAGCCUGUGAUACAGCACAUCUUGGAGGCAGAAGACGAUCUGAUUCUCUCCCCACCUGGUAAUACAGAGUUUCCAGAGGCAGGAAGCCUGCUGAACAGGGGGAGGAACCACUCUUUCUUGACCCAAAGAACACCAUCUCUGAGAGGAACAGGAAGGUGGAAGGGAAGCUGCCUCAGGGGAAACCCACAUUUUGGGCCAUAUUGUUCCUGAAUGAGCAAGGAGAUACUUUAAGAAGAUCAUAAGCUCAAGAUUCUGGAUCCAUUUUGGGGACACAUUGGUCUUCAAGGGAUGGGCCUUUCUGCGGCCUGGUUCUGCACAGGCCUGGCAUUACUCAAAGUGCAGGCGGGUGGAUAAGGUCACGUCACCAGGACGGUGCUUCACCUUGGACGCCUUCUAUGGAAUAUUCCUAUCUACCUCAGAAUGUGUUAAUUUGCCUGGUUGGAGCUGACUUGGAAGCUGACUUUGAGAAUGAACGGUGAUGUUCUCUAGCCACCCCUAACACUAUUCAGUGGCUCCUUCAUUUCCAGUUCUUCUUCAAUGUGCCAUAGCUGGCCGAGCCCUUGGAUCUUCUACAAAUAGACUGACAGUAACUGACAGUCAGAUAUGACUGUCCAGAAACUGGUGGCCACAGCUGUAUUAGUGGCCCUAGUCUCACUAAUUCUCAAUAAUGCAGCAGCCUUUACUCCCAACUGGGUGUACCAGACCCUGGAGGAUGGGCGCAAACGAAGCGUGGGACUGUGGAAGAUGUGCUGGCUGGCAGAUAAGGGAAAAGGAGGGGCAGGCAGUGGAACCCGUAAUGGACAAGGAGAAGAUCGAGAGUGUGAAGCUUUGAGCUGGGGGUCAGAUUCAGCAGGAUUCCAGGAAUCACGAAGUACUGUCAAAUUGCAGUUUGACAUGAUGCGGGCCUGUAACCUGAUUGCCACUGUUGCCCUCACUGCAGGACAGCUCAUCUUUGUCAUGGGGCUCAUGGACUUGCCUAUCAUUUCACAGGACACGCAGUGGUGGGAGGAAGCCAUUGCUGCUGUAUUCCAACUUGCAAGCUUUGUUUUGGUCAUUGGCCUAGUGACUUUUUACCGAAUUGGUCCCUAUACCAACUUGUCCUGGUCCUGCUAUCUGAACAUUGGAGCUUGUCUUUUGGCUACCUUAGCAGCUGCCAUCCUCAUCUGGAAUAUUCUUCACAGGAGAGAUGACUGUAUGGCACCUCGUGUUAUUGUCAUCAGUCGUACUUUAACUGCUCGAUUUCGUCGUGGGCUAGAAAAUGAUUAUGUGGAAUCACCAUGCUAAAAGUCAGCAGAGGGAGUGAAUUUGAUUUAUAGAAAGAUACUGUCUAUGUACACAUGUGAUAAUUUAAUAUGGUAGGAAUUGAUGGACAUUAUAAAGUCAUUUUCAUUACUUGUGAAGUGGCUUUUGAUUAUUAAUUUUAUGGGUAACAGUUAUAUACAUAUGUAUGAUACACAUAAGUAAUAUGUAUAUUAUAUAUAAAUAGAUUAUAUGACCCUACCCCUACUUUUGUACAGUGAUAAAAUUUUACUGUCACAUAAUAUAAUUUCAUAAGCAUGCAUUUUUUCAAGUGUAACAGCAAGCCAAAAUUUGUGAUAUAAGUAAAGAAAUAUGCAAAAUGAAACCACUUUAUUCUUCAUCUUUUAGAUUAAUUUAUUCUGACAAAGACCAUACCUGAGUCCUGGUAAGGCCUCAGUGUUGAGAAUGCUGAACACCUUGAAAGACUUAGAAAGUGUCAGAGAAAUAUGUAAAGUACAGAUACAUUUACAAUCAGAUUAAGAUUUUCUUAUUGAAUCUUGUUAUUAGCUUAUUUUGUGCCCCAAUUAUUUUUCUAAGUGAAAAUAAAAGAUGAUCAUGCUGAAAUGUCUUUUUUAAAGUUUAAUUUUCUCCAUAAAAAUAUAUGGAUAAAAAGAA